Drosophila willistoni is the source of this 3671-nucleotide messenger RNA. RefSeq names its product solute carrier family 22 member 4. The record is from RefSeq and is a predicted model, not a curated record. Gene Ontology annotation, biological process: transmembrane transport. Gene Ontology annotation, molecular function: transmembrane transporter activity. Gene Ontology annotation, cellular component: membrane. The transcript is spliced from 5 exons. The coding region runs from base 363 to 2930 and encodes 855 amino acids. NCBI's taxonomy places the organism in Eukaryota, Metazoa, Arthropoda, Insecta, Diptera, Drosophilidae.
GACGCCAGCACAAGACGGAAUACAUUGGCUAGAGCGGAAAAGUUAUUCGUCCUUAUUUUGAGUUCAUUUUGAUUUUCGAAACUAAUUUUUUUCGUAAUCCAACUAAAUGGAGAAUUUUAAGAAGCGUCGACGUAUAUUUUUUAUAUUUCGAGAAACAUUUUCUCUAUUUUGAAGCGAUCAUAAUUAAUCUAAACUUUACUUAAAACGCGCCGAAUUGACAAGUAUUCAGUGUCAGUGUCAGUGUGUGUGUGCGUGAGUGAGUGUUUGUGUGAGGAAACGAAAAGCAAAUGAAUUUAGUGAAAAACAUUUAUUAAAGCAUUCACCAGGCACAAUUUUCUAUAAGCCAUUCUUUCUUACGCAUUAUGCUCACGGAUAGCGGCAACAGCAUCGACGGCAAUAAUAGCAAUAAUGUUGGCAAUGGUCAUGGACUAGGCCACAAUCAGAACCAGAAUUCAAGUGGCAUUGCUCCUAUUGGUUGCGGUGGUGGUUCUGGUGGAAGUGGUAAUGCCAUUGGUGGUAUUAGUGGCGUUAUAUCCGCUAACGAAAACUCGGCAACGUGCAAUGAUGAUACGCGAGUUGAUAAUGGAAAUGCGAAUAAAGAUGAUGACGACGGAGACGACGACGAUGAAGACGAAGAUGAUGACGAUGAUGAUGAUGAAACUACGGCAGAGUCGCCUUUAUUGCCCGUAAAGGAAGACGAACCGAAAAACCACAAUUUAAACUCCAAUUCACACAUAUCCGGAGUGAAUAGCACCACUGGGCACUAUACGCCAUUGGCUCCUUCGUCUCUUGCACUCUUGACGCCCACAUCCACGCCCAAACGUAGCAACUCCUUGACCAAUUGCUUGCCCGUGCAUCUAUCUCAGCCGGUUCAGCCCACUCUUGAUCUACUUAAUAAUAAUCACAAUAACAACAACAACAACAACCACCAGCAUAAGGGAAAUUUUUAUACAUCAUUGGAUAGAAAUUCGCCAACAACCGAUCAAGAAGGCCAAGAGUACAAGUACAAACAUUAUCCCAACGAUACAUUCUCAAAACUCGAGGGUCCAGCCCCAAAACCAAAUAACAAAAUGCAAACCAAAGUCGAUGCAGUGGGUCGGAUCACUGGCCCAUGGGGUAAAUGGCAAUUGAGAACUGUUCUCUUGAUCUUUCUCUGCAAAAUACCCUCAUCAUGGUUCAUGGCAUGCAUCAUAUUUACGGCACCAGCACCGCGUCAUGGUGAAUUCUUUUGUAAGCCACCCCAAGCGAUGGGAACUCCCAAUCAAACGGAAUGGAUUAAGGUCUCACAUCCGCAGAAGGAGGAACGGGAGGAUCAGGAAUUUAGCAUUGAUUUCUGUAAUAUCUACGAGGAUGCCCAGGAGCAUGCGCAUCAUUACUACAACUAUGAGAACAGCGCCCAGGAACCAAAAGUGUGGGAGAAGCCAUUGGCUCGGAAUUCCAAUGUUAUACCCUGCACAGAGUUUCAACACGAAGCCAGCUAUCAUUCGGUGGUGACACAAUACGAUUUGGUUUGCUCCCGUGAUAUUCUCGUAUCGGUGACGCAGUUCUUCCAUCUGUUUGGUGUCCUCACUGGCGGCAUACUGGCCAAUCAGCUAUUGAAAUACUUUAGUCCACGAAAUGUUAUGCUCUUUGGCAUGAUCACACAAAUCUUUUGUGGCAAUUUAACUGGCCAUGUGGCAUCCUAUGAAUUGCAUGUAUUCUUCCGUUGUCUCUCGGCUGUAUGCUGUGCCCAGAUGUAUACCGCUGGUGGAAUGAUCAUGGCCGACAUAACCGGUGGCAAAUAUCGCACCUGCGUCUCAACUCUAUUCGAGCAGUUCUGGUCGAUUGGUGUCAUGAUGUUGCCGGGCGUUGCAAGUUUCUGGUCCAGUUGGUCACAUCUUUAUAUGGCCAUUUCAUGGCCCACUGUAAUACUUAUCUAUCUAUGGCAAUGGAUUCCCGACUCACCACGCUGGAUGAUUGCCCGCGGUCGUGUACAAGAAGCCAAGCAGAUUCUAUUGCAGUGUGCUGAAAUGAAUGGGACACGGUAUAGCUUGCCACAUGACAUUGAUCAGCAACUGGAGCUUCAAGCUCAGACGGCCAUGGAUGCACCCCCGCCAAGUGGUUGGUGGUCCAUGUGGAAGGGAAAGAAGGCCGUACGUCAUAUCAUUUGUGUUCAUUUGGCAUGGUCACUAUACAUUGUGGUCUAUUACGGCAUGUUGCUGAAUAUACGCUCCUUUAGUCGCGAGCACUUGUAUAUCAAUACCUUCGUUGCCGGUUUCAGUGAGAUGAUGGGCACAUUUUUCGGUCUAUUCCUGAUAUUGAAGACCACUCGUAAGUGGCUAUGGACGGGAUUGUUUAAUAUAAUUGCCGGUUGUAUAGCCUAUUGUGGCUGGUUGGUACCCAAACCCGGUGAAAUCCCUAUCGAUGCUAAUGUGGCCCUAUUAAUGUGCUCUGCAAUGGUAUCCAAAAUGGCCAUCUCUACCACUCUCUCCAUAUUGACAACCUGCACUGUUGAAUUGGUUUCCGAUGAUAAAAAGAAGAUCACUUCAUUCUCAACAAUCUGCUGGGCACGGUUUUGGCUAUUGGGUGCACCGUUUAUUGGUUCCACAGUGGUUUUUGGUCAAUUAAUACCACAAACGGCUUUCGCUUCAUUGGCCAUAUGGGGCGGCAUUUGCACGGCUCUAAUCAGCAGUCCACGCACACAUCCCAUAACUAAGCCAGUCACCUCCAGCUCACCUGCAUCAGGAACCACCAACCAGGGUGCCCAGAAUAUAGCCUCACAAUUUACCAUUAUCGAGGGGAUGGAUAACAAAGGUUAUGCCCCUAGCACGAAUCCAAUUAUCUCUAGUAAUACUAUUCGAAAACUGACUACACCACAAUCGAAUCUACCUCCUCAACUAAUGCCCGGCAUUUGGACGACCAAAAUACACGAGGAUGGGCCACCAAUGUGAUAACAUAAAGGACAAAUUAAGAUCGAUCUAUAUAAAGGAUUGAGGUUUGCACAUUGGUGGUAGGCCAAUCCUUAUAACGUGUGCUAACUGCAGUCUACAAAUUUGAUAAUACUUUAUACUAAACUAAGCUAUUAACUUUUUCAAACAAAAAAAAAACAAAAGGUAACUAAGUAGUUAUAUCUAAAGUUUCAAUUGCUCAAGAAAGUAAUGAGAAAAUCCAAAAUGGAAAAUAUUGCUAUAAUGAAAAGGUCAGUCAGCCAAUAAUCUUAAAGUUUCCUUUAAGCCUACAUAUAUGUAUAUUCAAAUUUAGUUCAUAAAUGCUCUCGGGGGUAAGGCUUUAAGUAGCACUAGUUGAAAGUUUCAGCGCCGCCAUACGAUAAAUGAAUGAGUAGUAGUCUUUUAAGUUAGUCAGUCGUCAAAAUUAUGGAGCAGAUCCAGUAUUAGUCACUUAAAUAAAUACUGAUAAGUAUGCUUCCUGCUGUUGUUAAACCUUUCAAAGGUCUCCUUUAUCCCACGAAAAACCUUAUCACUAAUUGUUAAAUCAUCAAUCCUUAACUUUUAAUCCUAAUCCAUCCUCUCCCCCACGCUCGAGAAAAGCUGUUCCAUAAUAUAAUACUGUGUAGUGAUUGUGUUGUAAACACCGGGAGAGAAUUACUUGAAAAAGACAUCAUAUAUAAGUAGUUACACUUAUUCAUAAUUUUGUGCUAUUAUUAACAAACCAUUUUUGAAUUAAUUCGUAUA